Molecule: messenger RNA, 648 nt
Organism: Cylindrotheca closterium
Lineage: Eukaryota; Bacillariophyta; Bacillariophyceae; Bacillariales; Bacillariaceae
Source: the annotation of a GenBank genome assembly
AUGUGUGUGACCAUCAUCCAAAAAGAGACGGACCUGAGUACUGCCGAAUAUCUUGGCCACAACGAGGGUGCUCACUGGGUGGGUGACAAGAAUGACAUCAAGGGGAACACAGGGCCAGAUAAAUUCUUCUGCGGGGGGCCAACUGUGAACUUCAAUGGUAUUGACAUCCCGCCCCUGGUCGUCCACUCUUCUAGUGGUGGCAUUACACCUGAGAUUUUAACCUUGGUCGAGGACAGGCUUGAUGAACUCAAUGUCUUCCCCAGAGGCAACGGAAAACCCGACCCAGUGAUUCUAGUUGACGCCCAUGGAUCGAGACUUUCCGCUAAGUUCCUCAACUACGUAUUUAAUAAGGCUCACCGGUGGAUUGUUUUAUUUGGACUUCCGAAUGGAACUGGAUUUUGGCAAGUCGGUGAUUCAAAUGCUCAAAAUGGAAAUAUGAAGGCACACCUUGUCAAGGCCAAAAGGGAAGUUCUCCAAAUGCGGAUGGCAAAAGGUCAACGUGCUGCAAUCUCAAGGAAAGAUGUCGUCCCACUUGUCACCAGCGGUUGGGACAAAUCAUUUGGUCAUAUUGAGAACAACAAGAGAGCCUGCGCCAAAACUCAAUCGAGGAUGCCUUGUGCACCCAGAGAUCCUCCGGACGAAGGUUGA